Messenger RNA from Canis lupus familiaris (dog), 2083 nucleotides. RefSeq names its product acyloxyacyl hydrolase (gene AOAH). Gene Ontology annotation, molecular function: calcium ion binding; acyloxyacyl hydrolase activity. Gene Ontology annotation, biological process: lipopolysaccharide catabolic process; negative regulation of inflammatory response. NCBI's taxonomy places the organism in Eukaryota, Metazoa, Chordata, Mammalia, Carnivora, Canidae. The record is from RefSeq and is a predicted model, not a curated record.
AGAGCGUGUGUUUGUGGUUUAUUUUUUUUUCUUCAGUUUUAGUUUUGUUUCGUUUUGCAAGAACGAAAGAGGAAGGGCCUCCUAACCACCCCACAGGAUGUUUCCCGUAAGACUGGAGGUUCCAGGGCUUAUGACCGACUUUGGCCGGCAGGCUCUCCUGGUGCACGGCUCUGAAAUGAAGUCCCCCUGGAACAUCUGUUUGGCGACUCCUCUGUUCUUACUCCUGCCCCUUCACACAUGGGCCUCUCCAGCCUCUGAGGACCGGGCCAGCGCCAGAUACUCCAAUGGCCACACCUGUGUAGCCUGUGUGGUGGUGGUAUCCGUGAUUGAACAACUUGUUCAAGUUCACAACUCCACGGUGGAGGCCUCGAUGGAGAGACUCUGCAGCUACCUGCCAGAAAAGUUAUUCUUGAAGACCACCUGCUACUUAGUGAUAGAAAUAUUUGGACCAGACCUCAUAAAACUGCUUAACACAGAUAUGAAUGCUGAUGUGGUGUGUCAUUCCCUGGAGUUUUGUAAGCAGGACCCUGGCCAACCAUUGUGUCAUCUCUACCCGCUUCCCAAGGAGGCAUGGAAACCUACCCUAGAGAAGGCGAGACAGAUCGUGAAGAAAUCCCCAAGUCUGAAACACUCCAGAAGUAGUUCUGAUAUUUGUUCCCUCCCAUUUUUGGCCAGGAUCUGUCAGAGGAUUAAAUCAGCUAUAAAAAAUUCUGUGCCAUUCAAAGAUGUAGAUUCAGACAAAUACAGUGUUUUCCCAACACUGAGGGGCUACCACUGGCGAGGAAGAGACUGCAAUGACAGCAACAAGAUGGCAUAUCCGGGCAGAAGGCCAGUCAACUGGGAUAUACAUGAGGAUUCAAACUGUAAUGGCAUUUGGGGUGUCGAUCCAAAAGAUGGAAUUCCAUAUGAGAAGAAGUUCUGUGAAGGUUCACAGCCCAGGGGAAUCAUUUUGCUGGGAGACUCAGCUGGGGCUCAUUUUCACAUCUCUCCCGAAUGGCUCACAGCUUCACAGAUGUCUUUGAAAUCCUUCAUCAGUUUACCAACAGCUCUUACCAAUGAGCUCAACUGGCCCCAACUCUCUGGCGUUACUGGGUUUCUGGACUCGAGUAGCGGAAUUAAGGAAAACUCUAUUUACCUUCGAUUACGGAAAAGAAACCACUGCAAUCACAGAGACUACCAGAAUAUUUCAAGAAAUGGUGCAUCUUCCCAAAACCUGAAGAAGUUUAUAGAAAGUUUGUCUAGGAACCAACUGUUGGACCAUCCAGCCAUCGUCAUAUACGCCAUGAUUGGAAAUGAUGUCUGCAGCAGGAAAGUUGACCCAGUCCCAGAAAUGACCACUCCGGAGAAAUUAUACUCCAGUAUCAUGCAGACUCUGAAGUAUCUAAAUUCCCACCUGCCCAAUGGCAGCCAUGUUAUUUUAUACGGCUUACCAGAUGGAAGGUUUCUCUGGGAUAAUUUGCACGACAGAUAUUAUCCUCUCGGCCAGCUAAAUAAGGAUGUGACCUAUGCGCAUUUCUACUCCUUCCUGAACUGUCUCCAGGUCAGCCCCUGCCACGGCUGGAUGUCCUCCAACAAGACGCUCCGGACUCUCACUUCAGAGAGAGCAAAACAACUCUCCCAUACACUGAAAAAAAUUGCAGCUAGCAAGAAAUUUACGAACUUCGAUCUUUUCUACGUGGAUUUUGACUUCCAGGAAGUCACAGAGGAGUGGCAGAAAAGAGGCGGGCAGCCUUGGCAGCUCAUUGAACCAGUCGAUGGAUUCCACCCCAAUGAGGUGGCUUUGCUGCUGUUGGCAGAUCGCUUCUGGAAGAAGGUGCAACUCCAGUGGCCCCAGGUUCUGGGGAAGGAGAAUCCAUUCAACCCUCAGAUUGAACAAGUGUUUGGAGAUCAAGGAGGCCACUGAGUGCCUCCAGGAUAUGCACUCCUGGAAAGCUCAGGGAGGCAAGAACAAAGUGCUUUUCUCUCCUCUUGGAGUCUGUCUGAAUGACAACGUGAUUCUGUGUGUUUCGGGGAGCAGUUCCCUCCAUUUGUCCCUCAGAUCACCUUCCAUUAAAGUGUUUUGGAUGCCAUUCCAAGCAAGAGA